UCAUCAUCAUCAUCAGAGAUCGAAAUAAUCGUGUCAAAAGACAACACAGCAGCAGCAGCGGAACAAGUGGUGAUCGCUGACGUAUUUGGGGCUUGUGCUUACUGUGAUCUUCUCAAACUAACAAAAUUCGUCCAAGAAGACGGUGCUUCUCUCUCUCAACCGGAUGGUAAUGGCUAUUACCCCCUUCAGUGGGCAUCUCUUAAUAACUUUGCUGACGUUGCUCACUAUAUUAUUCAGCAUGGUGGGGAUGUGCACGCUGUUGAUAACGUCCGCCAGACAGCAUUGCAUUGGGCCGCUGUUCGGGGUUCGGUUGCAGCUGCAGAUGUUUUGUUGCACAACGGUGCUCGUGUUGAGGCUGCUGAUGUAAAUGGUUACCGGGCAGUUCAUGUCGCAGCUCAGUAUGGUCAAACAUCCUUGUUGAAUUUUAUUGUAGCCAAGUAUCAUGCUGAUUUUGAUGUACCAGAUAAUGACGGAAGGACCCCUCUUCAUUGGGCUGCAUAUAAAGGAUUUGCAGAUACAAUUAGAUUACUUCUUUUUUGGGACGCCUUUCAAGGAAAACAAGAUAAAGAAGGUUGCACUCCUCUGCAUUGGGCGGCAUUGAGAGGAAAUCUGGAGGCUUGCGUUGUACUUAUACAUGCAGGGACAAAACAGGAGUUAUUGGUGAAAGAUAGUGCUGGGUUUACACCUGUACUUAUACUUUCAGCCACCACACCUCUUAUCCUCGGAUAAUCGGGUUCUGGCAUGCUCACACUCCAUUGUCUCGAUCCUUUUCUUCAUGGACUUAGUGGUGCUAGUAAGGAAGUGACUCUAAGAUAGCAAUACAAAUCCCCCCCCCCACAUAAUAUGAUGUCUUUAUGUCAGCCAAAUUCUUUACAAACUUUGCCAGCAAGAUGUCAAGAAUAAUAGCAAUCCCGAUCAUGCCAAGAAAUAGCUUCCUCGAGUUGAACUCAUUGACUCUAUUUGGCAUAGCACCAAAGUAUUGAAAAUUAUAGUGUUUUUUACCUUCUCUUCCACACUAAGCAUCGCCUUACU
This is a messenger RNA of Helianthus annuus (common sunflower), 1032 nucleotides long. RefSeq names its product probable protein S-acyltransferase 23. The record is from RefSeq and is a predicted model, not a curated record. Lineage: Eukaryota; Viridiplantae; Streptophyta; Magnoliopsida; Asterales; Asteraceae. Gene Ontology annotation, molecular function: protein binding; palmitoyltransferase activity. Gene Ontology annotation, biological process: protein palmitoylation. Gene Ontology annotation, cellular component: Golgi membrane. The annotation marks the transcript as partial. The transcript has 5 exons.